Molecule: messenger RNA, 3120 nt
Organism: Manis pentadactyla (Chinese pangolin)
Lineage: Eukaryota; Metazoa; Chordata; Mammalia; Pholidota; Manidae
Gene: MAPT
Product: microtubule associated protein tau
Exons: 14
Biological process (GO): microtubule cytoskeleton organization; neuron projection development
Cellular component (GO): neuron projection
Molecular function (GO): microtubule binding
Source: RefSeq, a predicted model, not a curated record
UCCGCCACCCACCAGCUCCCGCACCAGCAGAAGCGCCGCCGCCGCCGCCACCGCCGCCGCCCACCUUCUGCCGCCACCAUCACAGCCACUUUCUCCUCUGCUUUCCUCUCCUGUCCUCGCCCUCUGUCGACUAUCAGGUAAGCGCGAGGCUCCGAAAUCUGCCUCCUGGUCCGCGCCCCCUGUUACUCCAUGCCACCGCCCCUCGUCCCCCGCCACAGAGAUGGGUUUCAUGAGGUGGGCCUUGAACCAGGAUGGCUGAGCCCCGCCAGGACUUUAACGUGGUAGAAGAUCAUGCUGCAACAUAUGGGAUGGGAGAGAGGAAAGACCUCCCCUCUCAAGGGGGCUACACCCUGCUGCAAGACCGUGGCGGCGACGCGGACCACAGCCUGAAAGAGUCUUCCCUGCAGACCCCCGCCGAUGAUGGAUCUGAGGAACCAGGCUCUGAAACCUCUGAUGCUAAGAGUACUCCGACCGCCGAAGACGUGACAGCACCCUUAGUGGAUGAGGGAGCCCCUGGCGAGCAGGCAGCCGCUCAGCCCCACACGGAGAUCCCAGAAGGAACCACAGCUGAAGAAGCAGGCAUUGGAGACACCCCCAGCCUGGAAGACCAAGCGGCUGGGCAUGUGACUCCAGAGGAGCUGAGAGUCCCGGGCCAGCAGAGGGAGGUGCCUGCGAGGCCCCUGGCCAGUGGGCUUAGCUCUCAGGUCCAGCCUGGACACAGCGAAGCUUCUUGGGUCUCUGUGCUGCCUCCAGGGGAGAAACAGCUGGAAGCUCCCAUCCUAGUGAGCUCUACCCGUUCCCAGCAUCAUCCCGUCUGCCGGCCACCUUCUCCAACAGGAGGUCCUCGGGAGCCCCCUCAGGAGUGGGGACCAAUUCAAGGCGACUGGGCCGAGGAAGAGCUGCUCUUCCCAAAGCCCUCCUACCCUGGCCGUCUCCACACGGAACCUGGGAGCAGCAGGCCUGACCGCGAGAGCCUCCUCAGGGAGCCAGGGCACCGUGGGGCUGAGACUGAGGGUCCCGCCCGCCAGUGUGUGUCUGACAUGCAGGGGGCUCCCACCCUGCCUGAGGGCCCCACGGAGGCCAUGCACCAGCCUUCAGGGACAGCCUCCAACCACACAGAGGGAAGCCGCCAUCGCUCUGAGCUGCUGGAGCGCCUGCUUUUGGGAAACCUGUACCAGGAGGGGCCACCGCUGAAGGGGGACUAGAGCAAAGAGAGGCUGGGGGGUGAGGGCGUCGAUGAAGACCGUGACAUCGACGAGUCCUCGCCCCAGGACUCCUCUCCCUCCCAGGUCUCCCCAAGUCUGCAGAGCUCCCCAGUCCGAGGUGGGCCACCCCCCGAGACAGUUCACAGAGAUGAGGGUGCCAUCCCCCUCCCUCUCGAUUUCCUCUCCAACAUUCCUACAGAGACCCAGGUCUCAGAGCCCGACGGGCCGAGCUCAGGGCCCCCGGCAGAAGGGCCCGACGCGCCCCCUGAGUUCCUGUUCCACGUGGAAAUCAGAGCCAACGUGCAGAGGGAACAGGGACGUUCAGAAGUGGAUUUGGAUGGGGCUGCCCUUCUAGGGGCCCCUGGAGAGGAGCAGGAGCCCCUGGGCUCCUCUGAGGGAGAGGCCACAAAAAACGCUGACCUUCCUGACGCAUCAGAAAAGCAGCCUGCAGCUGGUCUGCCGGGGAAGCCCGUCAGCCGGGUCCCUCAACUCAAAGCUCGCAUGGUCAGUAAAGGCAAAGAUGGGGCUGGAACCGAUGACAAAAAAACCAAGCCAUCCACACCUUCCUCUUCUAAAACCCUGAAAAAUAGGCCUUGCCUUAGUCCCCAGCGCCCCACUCCUGGUAGCUCAGACCCUUUGAUCAAACCCUCCAGCCCUGCUGUGUGCCCAGAGCCAUCUUCCUCUCCUAAACACGUCUCUUCUGUCACACCCCGAACUGGCAGUUCUGGAGCAAAGGAGAUGAAAGCCAAGGGGGUGGACAGUAAAACUGGGACAAAGAUCGCCACACCCCGGGGAGCAGCCCCUCCAGGCCAGAAAGGCACGGCCAACGCCUCUAGGAUUCCAGCGAAAACCACGCCCUCACCGAAGACCCCACCAGGCACUGGUGAACCCGGGAAAUCUGGGGAUCGCAGUGGCUAUAGCAGCCCCGGCUCCCCGGGCACUCCCGGCAGCCGCUCCCGCACCCCGUCCCUGCCAACCCCGCCCACCCGGGAGCCCAAGAAGGUGGCAGUGGUCCGCACUCCACCCAAGUCGCCGUCUUCAGCCAAGAGUCGCCUACAGACGGCCCCUGUGCCCAUGCCAGACCUGAAGAACGUCCGGUCCAAGAUCGGCUCCACUGAAAACCUCAAGCACCAGCCAGGAGGCGGGAAGGUGCAGAUAAUUAAUAAGAAGCUGGAUCUUAGCAACGUCCAGUCCAAGUGUGGCUCAAAGGAUAAUAUCAAACACGUGCCAGGAGGCGGCAGUGUGCAAAUAGUCUACAAACCAGUGGACCUGAGCAAGGUGACCUCCAAGUGUGGCUCAUUAGGCAACAUCCACCAUAAGCCAGGAGGUGGUCAGGUGGAAGUAAAAUCUGAGAAGCUGGACUUCAAGGAUAGAGUCCAGUCGAAGAUCGGGUCCCUGGAUAAUAUCACCCACGUCCCUGGUGGAGGGAAUAAAAAGAUUGAAACCCACAAGCUGACCUUCCGGGAGAAUGCCAAAGCCAAGACAGACCACGGGGCGGAGAUCGUGUACAAGUCGCCUGUGGUGUCUGGGGACACGUCUCCGCGGCACCUCAGCAACGUCUCCUCCACGGGCAGCAUCGACAUGGUCGACUCGCCCCAGCUCGCCACGCUGGCCGACGAAGUGUCCGCCUCCCUGGCCAAGCAGGGUUUGUGAUCAGGCCCCUGGGGCGGUCGGUAAUCGUGGAGAGGAGAGAGAGUGUGGGAUAAAAAAAGAAAAAUGGUCUGGCCCUUCGCCCUCCGCCCUCCCCCAGCUGCUCCUCACAGAUCGGUUAAUCGGUUAAUCACUUAACCUGCUUUUUGUUGCUCGGCCCUGGCUUGGGACUUCAAAAUCAGUGAUGGGAAUAAGAGCAAAUUUCAUCUUUCCAAAUUGAUGGGUGGGCUACUACUAAUAAAAUAUUUUUAAAAACAUUUCAAAA